Pangasianodon hypophthalmus (striped catfish) is the source of this 11685-nucleotide messenger RNA. RefSeq names its product cell adhesion molecule DSCAML1. Lineage: Eukaryota; Metazoa; Chordata; Actinopteri; Siluriformes; Pangasiidae. The record is from RefSeq and is a predicted model, not a curated record. Gene Ontology annotation, biological process: dendrite self-avoidance; axon guidance; homophilic cell-cell adhesion. Bases 126 to 6356 code for a protein of 2076 amino acids. Gene Ontology annotation, molecular function: cell-cell adhesion mediator activity. The transcript is spliced from 33 exons. Gene Ontology annotation, cellular component: axon; plasma membrane.
GGCUGGAGAGAUCGCCGGGGAGCAUCGCCACCACUCCUGCACGGAGCCUCGCCUGGCCGAGCACUGCACCGUGCACACGGCGGGAUUGCACAACAUUCCUCUGAAAUAUACCUGCUAUUUAUGGCAUGUGGCUGAUAACAUUACUCCUGCUGUAUUCUUUUAAAGAAGUGAACAGUGAGGAUGUGGUCUCGACACGGCUGUACUUUGUGAACGCCUCCCUGCAGAGAGUGACCUUCUCCAGCUCAGUGGGGGUGUCCCUGCCCUGCCCAGCAGGUGGCGCCCCCCAUGCAGUCCUCCGCUGGUACCUGGCUACUGGCGACGACAUCUACGACGUGCCCCACAUCCGCCACGUCCAUGCCAACGGCACGCUGCAGCUCUACCCCUUCUCUCCAUCUGCCUUCAACAGCUUCAUCCAUGACAAUGACUACUUCUGCACUGCAGAGAACCAGGCUGGCAAGAUCCGCAGCCCCAGCAUCCGUGUCAAAGCAGUGUUCAGGGAGCCAUACACGGUUCGUGUGGCCGACCAGCGGUCCAUGCGGGGCAACGUGGCUGUCUUCAAGUGCCUCAUUCCUUCAGCCGUGCAGGAGUAUGUCAGUGUGGUCUCCUGGGAAAAGGACACCGUUGCCAUUGUUCCAGGUAACAGGUUUUUCUUGACAUCAUAUGGGGCCCUGUACAUAUCGGACGUGCAGAAAGAGGAUGCGCUUUCUACUUACCGCUGCAUUACCAAACACAAAUACAGUGGAGAGACCCGGCAGAGCAAUGGUGCUCGUCUCUCUGUGUUGGAUCCUACCGAGUCCACACCCUCAGUGAUGGACAGCUUCCAGUCAGGCGAAGUGCAGGUGGGUCGCAGCGUGGAGUUGCCAUGCAUUGCCUCAGGCUUCCCCAAUCCCACUAUCCGUUGGCUGAAGGAUGGCAGGCCACUUCCGGCUGACUCCCGCUGGACCAGGCGUCUCACAGGCCUUACCAUCAGCGACCUACGCAUGGAGGAUUCAGGCAACUACAUCUGUGAAGUCACCAAUAGCUUUGGCUCCAAGGAGGUCACAGGAUACCUCAAUGUGAUAGAGCCACUAAGGGUCACUGUCUCCCCUAAAAACUUGAAGACAGGUAUCAGCAGUACAGUGAUCCUGUCCUGUGCUGUUCAAGGUUCCCCUCAUUUCACUGUGUCCUGGUUCCGGAACACAGAGCCUGUACUUCCUGACCAGCACUUCUCCAUUCAGGGCACCAACAAUGAGACUCUGUUCAUCACUGCUGCCCAGAAAAGACACUCAGGCGCGUACCAGUGCUUUGCUACUCGCAAGGGUCAAACCGCCCAGGACUUCUCCAUUAUAUUGCUGGAAGAUGGCACACCAAGGAUUGUCUCAUCCUUCAGUGAACGUGUGGUGGCACCAGGCGAACCCUUCUCUCUAAUGUGUGCAGCCAAAGGUGCCCCUCCACCCACCAUCACUUGGACCCUGGAUGAUGAGCCAAUCGCUAGGGACUCGGCGCACCGGGCCAGUCAGUACACGCUCUCGGACGGCUCCACUGUAUCGCAUGUUAACGUCAGCAACCCACAGAUCCGCGACGGGGGCGUGUACCGCUGCGCUGCACGCAACUCGGCCGGUAGCGCCGAGUACCAAGCGCGCAUAAACGUAAGAGGCCCCCCAAGUAUCAGGGCCAUGCGCAACAUUACAGCCGUGGCUGGGCGCAACACCUUCAUCAAUUGCCGUGUGAUCGGCUACCCAUACUACUCCAUCAAGUGGUAUAAAGAUGGCAUGCUGUUGCCAGACAACCAUCGGCAGGUGGUAUAUGAGAAUGGUACACUCAAACUCAGUGAUGUGCAAAAAGGAAUGGAUGAGGGAGCGUACCUGUGCAGUGUGCUCAUCCAACCCCAGCUCUCUAUCAGCCAGACCGUCUAUGUCACUGUCAAAGUUCCCCCUCUCAUUCAGCCUUUUGACUUCCCCCCUACUUCAAUUGGUAAACUGAUGUACAUAGCAUGCGUAGUCUCAUCUGGGGACAUGCCCAUCCGGAUUACAUGGCGCAAAGAUGGUCAGGAGAUUGUGUCUGGCACCUCUGGUGUCACCAUUGAGACCAAGGAGUUCAUGAGCUCACUGCAGAUCUCCAAAGUUUCCCUAAAGCACAACGGCAACUACACUUGCAUCGCCAGCAAUGAUGCAGCCACCGUCAGCUCUGAAAGGCAGCUUAUAGUCACUGUCCCCCCUCGUUUCCGAGUUCAGCCUAACAACCAAGAUGGGAUCUAUGGAAAGUCUGGGGUUCUAAAUUGCUCUGUGGAUGGUUAUCCCCCUCCAAAGGUCAUGUGGAAACAUGCCAAAGGUAUUGGAAAUCCACAGCAAUACCAUCCAGUUCCUCUGACUGGCCGCAUCCAGAUCAUGCCCAAUGGUUCUCUUCUGAUCCGACAUGUUUUGGAGGAGGAUCGUGGCUACUAUUUGUGCCAGGCCAGCAAUGGUGUGGGCUCAGAUAUCAGCAAGAGCAUGUUGCUGACAGUCAAAAUUCCAGCCAUGAUCACCUCCCAUCCUAACACAACUAUGGCUAUAAAAGGCCAGAAUAAAGAACUAAACUGCACUGCCCGGGGUGAGUACCCUAUUAUCAUUCGCUGGGAACGUGGGGACACUGUCAUCGACCCUGACCGUAACCCUCGCUACUCAAUCACCACUAGCCCCAAUGAGAAGAGUGAUGAGGUGAUUUCCACGCUGAAGCUGAAGCCAGCUGAGCGUGGGGACUCUGUGUUCUUCUCAUGUCAUGCUAUCAACUCCUAUGGCGAGGGCCGUGGCCUCAUUCAGUUGACUGUGCAAGAGCCCCCUGAUCCUCCAGAGUUAGAAGUACGUGAGGUAAAAGAUCGCAGUAUGAACUUAAGAUGGACCCAGAGGUUUGAUGGGAACAGCAUCAUUACCAGUUAUGAUAUUGAAUACAAAAACAAAUCUGAUCCAUGGGAAUUGAAACAUGCUACACGCAAAAUUUCCCCAACCAAUAACCAGGCCAACAUAGUGGAGUUGCAUCCUGCUUCUGUCUACAGCAUUCGUAUGUACUCGUACAACAAAAUUGGCCGUAGUCAGGCCAGCAAAGAGCUCACUAUCAGCACAGAGGAAGCAUCUCCUGAUGGGCCACCCAUGGACGUCAUUCUGCAGCCUAUGACAUCACAGAGCAUCCGUGUUACAUGGAAGGCUCCCAAGAAGGAACUCCAGAACGGCGUGAUCCGUGGCUAUCAGAUUGGCUACAGAGAGAAUGGGCCUGGCAGUAACGGCCAGUACAGCAUAGUGGAGAUGAAGGCAACGGGUGACAGUGAGGUGUAUACACUGGAUAACCUGAAGAAAUUUGCCCAGUAUGGAGUGGUUGUUCAAGCCUUCAAUCGAGCUGGAACAGGUCCAUCCAGUUCUGAGAUCAAUGCUACCACACUAGAAGAUGUGCCCAGCCAGCCUCCUCAGAAUGUUCGGGCCAUCACAGUGACAUCAGAUGAGGCAGUGAUUACAUGGUCAGAGCCUCCGCGGAUGACCCUAAAUGGGGUCCUGAAAGGUUAUCGUGUGGUGUUCUGGUCCCUCUUCCCUGAUGGAGAAUGGGGUGAGAUGCAGAACAUUACUACAGUACGUGAGCAAGUGGAGUUGAAAGGCUUAGAAAAGUUCACAAACUACAGUGUCCAGGUGUUGGCCUACACACAGGCAGGGGACGGUGUCCGCAGCAAUGUUCUCUACAUACAGACGCGAGAGGACUACCCUGGCCCUCCAGCAGGCAUCAAAGCUGUCCCCUCCUCUGCCAGCAGUGUUGUGGUAUCAUGGCUCCCUCCGAACAAGCCAAAUGGCAUCAUCAGGAAAUACACCAUUUACUGCUCCAGCCCCGGCUCAGCCCAACCAGCUCCCAGUGAAUAUGAGGCAAACCCAGAAGUGCUGUUUUACCGCAUCACCCACCUGAAUCAAGGACAGCAGUACCUUAUCUGGGCAGCAGCUGUUACCACUGCCGGUCGGGGAAACAUCAGCGAGAAGGUCACUGUGGAACCUGCUUUAAAGGCUCCUGCUAAGAUACUAUCUUUUGGAGGUACAGUUACCACUCCAUGGAUGAAGGAGGUACGGCUGCCAUGUAGUUCAGUUGGGGAGCCAACUCCCACAAUUAAAUGGACCAAAGACAGUGAGAACACUGCUAUUCCCGUCUCUCAGGAUGGCCAGCGGAACAUUCUGGCAAACGGGACACUGUUGUUGCGCUCGGUAAAAGCAGAGGAUUCUGGGUACUACACCUGCACAGCCACCAACACACUAGGAUUCGAUACCAUAAUUGUGAACCUACUAGUGCAAGUCCCUCCAGAUCAGCCUCGUUUAACAGUCUCCACCACCUCAACCUCCUCUAUUACUCUGGCCUGGAUCCCUGGAGACAAUGGAGGAAGCUCCAUCAGAGGCUUUGUGCUGCAGUACUCUGUGGAUAAUACGGAAGAGUGGAGAGAUGUGUUCAUUAGCUCCACUGAGCGCUCUUUCAAGUUGGAUAACCUCCGCUGUGGCACCUGGUAUAAGGUCAAGCUAGCUGCCAAGAACAGCGUGGGAGCUGGUAGGAUAAGUGAAAUCAUUGAGGCGAAGACUCAUGGCAGAGAGCCCCAGUUCAACAAGGACCAGCCCCUGUUCACCCACAUCAACUCCACCCAUGCUCGGCUUAAUCUGCAGGGCUGGAGCAGUGGUGGCUGCCCCAUCAAUGCUGUGCUGCUUGACUUCCGGCCCAAAGGCAGCUAUGCCUGGCAAAGCAUACGCACCAAUGGCACAACCGAUGUCUUCCUGGCUGAGCUGCGUGAAGCCACCUGGUAUGAGCUGAAGAUGAAGGCCUGCAACAGUGCUGGCUGUGGCAACCAGACCUCCCAGUUUGCUACACUAGACUACGAUGGCAGUACCAUUCCCCCAAUCAAGUCUGCACGUGGGGAAGGCGAUGAUGUAAAAAAGCUGUUCUCCAUUGGCUGUCCUGUCAUUCUAGUUACAUUGGGCAUGGCCCUCCUCUUCAUCAUUCGAAAGAAACGCAAAGAGAAGAGGCUGAAGAGACUUCGGGAUGCUAAGAGUUUGGCUGAAAUGUUGAUCAGCAGUAAGAACAAUCGCAGUUUUGACACCCCAGUAAAGGGCCCACCCCAGGGGCCACGGCUGCACAUAGAUAUACCACGUGUACAACUGCUUAUUGAAGAUAAGGAGGGCAUCAAGCAGAUUGGUGAAGACAAAGCCACCAUUCCGGUGACAGACACAGAGUUCAGCCAAUCAGUAAACCCCCAGAGCUUCUGCACAGGCGUGUCUGUGCAUCAUCCUGCCCUCAUUCAGAACACUGGCCCCUUAAUUGACAUGUCUGAUAUUAGACCAGGAACCAAUCCAGUGUCAAGGAAGAGUGUUAAGUCAGCUCACAGUACAAGGAACCGUUACUCAAGCCAGUGGACCCUGACAAAGUGCCAGGCAUCCACACCUGCCCGCACCCUUACCUCUGACUGGCGUACUGUCGGCUCCCAGCAUGGUAUCACUGUAACAGAGAGUGACAGUUAUAGUGCCAGUCUGUCCCAGGACACAGACAAGGGCCGUAACAGCAUGGUUUCGACAGAGAGUGCUUCCUCUACAUAUGAGGAACUGGCUCGCGCUUACGAGCACGCCAAGCUGGAAGAGCACCUGCAGCACGCUAAGUUUGAGAUUACAGAGUGCUUCAUUUCAGACAGUUCUUCGGACCAGAUGACCACAGGUACCAAUGAAAAUGCUGACAGCAUGACAUCAAUGAGCACGCCAUCCGAGCCAGGCAUCUGCCGCUUCACAGCAUCUCCACCAAAACCGCAGGACUAUGACCGUGGCAAGAAUGUAGCGGUGCCAAUUCCACACCGUGCCAACAAGAGUGAGUACUGUAAUCUCCCCCUUUAUAUGAAGACAGAGCCAUUCUUCCGCAAACAAGCUGAGCUACAUGACCCAUGCCCAGUGGUGCCGCCACGUGAAGCUUCUAUUCGAAGUUUGGCGGCUCGUGCCUACCACACACAGGGCCGCCACAUGACAUUAGACCCAUCCAAACAGCAGGCCCUGACGCUCAGCCACGGUGGCUUAAGUAGCCUAACCAGCUCAGGAGCAUCAGGGCCAGCCUCCAGCACCACCACAGGUGGCUCCAGCAUCAGCUCGGGCACAUCCACAUUGCCCCAGAGGACUCUUACCAUGCCCAGCUCCUCCUCCACCUCCUCAGCCGGCCAAAGCACUGGAGCUGCUGGAGCUGCAGCUGGUGCUGUGGCCAGUUCUGGCUCCACAGGGGGAGGUGGCGUGAGCAGCAGCUCCAAGGUUGGUGGUUCAAGAGACUCUCUGCUGGAGAGCAGCUCAUCUGGAUUGGGCAGACUGCAGAAGCAGAGUGCUGGGGCGUAUUCAAAGUCCUACACACUGGUGUAGGCACUGUUCUCCCUCCUCCACACACAUAAAAACAUAUAUAAUUGCAUACAUUGAGAUACAUUUGGUGUCUGCCUGGCACAAGGUGGUGAAUGAACUGUGCACUGACUGGACUUAUCCACCACAGGGGUCUCUUUCGUACUGUCCCUCUUGUUCUUUCUUUCUCUCCCUUGCUCCCAUUUCCACCCUAACCUAUUUUUCUCUAUUUGUUCUUUCCCCCCUCUUUUUCACAUAAUAUAUUCGUCCUUUGGCCAUCUGUCUUCAAUUUUACUAUGCCAAACCUAUAUUUUUUUCUCUUUUCUCCUUUUUGUUCACUUUGAUUUAUUUUUCCACUGAAGACACCUUGGACCUUAUGCACAAAUUACAUUUGAUGUGCACUUGUUAAUUUGACUACCUGAGAGUAGGAAAAUUCAACAGUUUUAAAAUAUAUAUUGUUUCACACUAAUAUGUCUAGAUGUUUUUAAGGAGAUAAAUAUGUUUCUUUUUUAUGUCUCUUGCAAACGAAUAAGCAUAUUGCGAUGCAUUGCCUCGGAAGUGCUUAUGCAUAAAAGAAAAGCAGGCUUGGUGUCUUUUUUCCCUUCCUAGUCAGGCUGGUCUGGACAAGUCCGUGAUCGUGGCGUAUGCUGAUAAAGUUAAGUAUUUGGAUUUUUUUCAUACAGCUGAUAAACACAGUACAAAGUGUUAAUGACUAUUUUAAAAACAAAACUGAAAAAGAAAAACUGGAGCCAUUUCACGGAGGAUGGAUUUUUUUUCCCAUUGUUUAUUUAUUUAUUUAUUUAUUUAUUUUAAAUUUCUAGACUUUUCUCAGGCCUUCGCAUGUGGGUCUGUCUGAGUGUGCAUGUGUGUUUAUAUAUGUAAGUAUAUAUGUACACAUGUUAUAGGCACACAUCAUCAGAAGGCCCAAACAUUUGGGUUGGAUCUUUGGGGACAGAAGAAAAAACAAAUAGGGGUGUAAAGCUUUUCCCUGUAUUCUGCUCUGCUUCAAUAUUGAGUUAUAGCACUUACUGUCAAGCGAUAGAAAAUGGACAACUAAUAAAUUAAAAAGAGUGAGUUCAAGAGGUGGACAGACCUACCAUGCAGCAAAUUAAUUAACACUUGCAGUGCUCAUUUGUGUCCAGAGUUAAUACUAUAGGUGUUUUUUUCUGUGCCACCUGUUCCCCCAAUGCUCUAUAUCCCUUAACUAUGACUAUGUAAGGAUGGCUUCUGUUCUGAUGUCUGUUUUCUGUGCUUGAUUCAACCCCCAUGUAAACAUCUCACAGCUUGUUAUGGAUGGACAGAGCAUAGGUGUGUCAAGAAUUGAAGUAUGAGGGAUCAGAAAUAGAGAGAAUGGCAAGUGGAUGUAAUGGCGAGAUAUCUGCUGAUGCCAAUUAGCUUUUCUGCAGUUAGUACUUGUUUGUUCCGCCACUAGAGGGCAGUAUUGGCGCAUGUCUAUAGUGAUAGAGACACUAGCUUUUGUUAGUGUAGGGAUGAAUGCAGUGAAAAGUGGAGGCAAACUGCAAGGAAAGAAGCGAUAAUGCUUCUCUUUCUCAUGUCCUUUAAACACCAAACCUUGUAGAAGACAAGUUUCACACUGCACAAAAUUAAACAAACCAAAAUGUAAAAAACAAAAAACAGCAACAAAAAAAAAAAAAAAACAUUGGCUGAUGGGCAUGUGGAACAGAAAACGUACUGGUAAAUCUCUUUCAUUCACUGAUCCAAAAUACAGCAAUGGAAUUGCCAAGUGCAUGCAAAAAAAACCACAAAAAUCACCUGAGAAUGGAGAACAUGGUACAAGUGCUAAAUAAAUGAUUAGAGAAUUAUAUAAAUAACUAGUUUUAAAACAUUUUGUGAAUCACAUCCAGCAUUUAAUUUCUUUAUCUAUCUAUCUAUCUAUCUUUUCUUCUUCUUUUUUUUUUUUUUUUUUUUUUUUUUUUUUUACAUUGGAUCAAUUAUCUAGAACUCAUAGCAUUUUUGCAGCUCUACAGCUCUGUCCUUUGGCUCAGUUUGCACCUCACAGCUCAGUUUAGCAGCUCACAUCUACAAAAAGUGUUGCCCGCGAACCAAAAUACACGGCAUGUCCAGUUCACUUCCUGCAGUUGGGUCAGUUCAGGGUCAAAUCGCUCUCCCACUGCAGUAGAACUGCAUUUGAAACCGGACUGUGAGCACCUCACGGACACGCUCUGACUUGUUGUUUUGGUUCAAUUGUGUCUGCUGUGUACUCAACUGCCUAAAUAGGCCACAUCAAGGGGGAAAACACACCAGGGUUCAUUUCAGAUGGACUAAAUGCUCCAUAUGUGAAAGUACCCUUAAUUGUCCGGUCUCCCUCCCCUUUACCUACCUGAGUCCCAAAGGCAAGCCCAACUUAAUGUUCAAAAAUUCUAUUCUAAAAAACUAUUCACUGACUUCAAUGGACAAAAUACUACAUCAGGGCUCCUGCAAUAUAGAAAAGAAAAAAGAAAAUAUAUUACGAUGUUUCUUCACAAAAUAUCUAUAUAUAUAGACAUAUAUAUAGAUAUAGAUAUAUAUAUAUAGAUAUAUAUUUCUAUUUAAAGAUGAAGUGAAUAUAUAAUUGAUUAGAACAGAAAUAUGUCAUAUCUAAUUGAAUAAAGAAAUAAAUAAAUAUAUAUAUGUAUAUAUAUAAAAAGAUUUGAAGACAAUCGCUCAGUGGGAGGAGCAGCAGAACAAAAGGAGAGGUUGAUCACAAAAGGAGAGACAAACGGGUAACAGAUGUUACACCCAACAGAAGUACAUGUGUGUUAAGAUAGUGAGGGGUUGAAUUUGGAGUCAGUUGUGAUUAGAAGCUCCAGUGCUGCUCAGAAAGUUUGCUAUUCAGGAAUCAGAAUGAAAGGGAUCAGUAAUUAUCUAGAAUUAUUUAGAAUCAAAAUCAAAUCUACAUUCCAAUAUGUAGUCAGAUGUUUAGGUGCAUUAUUAUAGCCACAUGUCAUUUAUUAUCACAGUGGUGUCUUAAAGGCCAGUGGUAGUAUUAAUAACAGACAUGAUUGCACACAAAUUAAUAUACUUAUAGCAUGGAUUAAAAACUACACCACUGAAACUAAUUUGGUGAGUACUUUCACAUUGUAGCCACAGGAUGAAAACAUCUUCAGAGCUCUAUUUACACAAAAACCAUUAUUGCCGCCUUUCAACACUUGUUCAAUGUGUAGAUUAUUAGAAAUAACUGAUAUGUUAACUUAUGUAUUGAAAAAUUCACCACGUUACUGUCAUGGCACACAGCCUUUCCCUACCCACCAAAAUUUUAAAUAAUUAUCAUUAUUGAAAAAUGUAAUUCAGAUAGGGGAAAUAAUGUAAUGUUUUAAGUAUGGUUAAGAUUUACACUUCGAUUAAGUCAUCAACAGUAGUAAACUGAUACCAAGCCUCAACAGAUAAUGCUUGCAGUACAAACUUUUACUCCCAUAAAACACACACGCACACACACAUUAUGUGAUCCACUCUGCAGCUGUUUUAAUGGAUAUCAAGUAGGAUGAAAGUAUAAAACAUACUUCGAAAGUAUAGGCUAUGGAAAAUAUUAGGCUGAUGGAGCUGAUGUAAUCAGAAUGCAAUUUGAGACACUGACUAAUGAUAACUCUUAAAGAAGUGAUCACUUGGAUUACAAUCUAACCACUGCUGUUUGAGCAAUGCUGAACCCCAGGUUUGCCUAAAGGUGUUCAUACUGUUUUUAUACUCCAUUCCCACCACAGAAUAAAUGUGUGGUGGGCUGGGAAAACCCAACAUCAAAUAAUUAUGAAAAAACUAAAUUGCAUUUUUUGGCCAGUAACAUGCUUUGACAUCACUGAUUUAAAAAAAACAUUAAUAUAAUUUACCAAAAGUGACAUGGAACUCUCUUAUUUUAGGCUACUUGGUUGGAUCUUGUUGGUUAGGGAGCCAGUUAACAAACACAGUAGUGAAAACAGUAGGUCUGUCUAAAGAUGUCUAAAACCUCACUACUUAAGUGUGGUUCUCUCACACAAUGAAUGUCACCCCCUGAUCAAGUUGUUGAAUAGUUAUGCUCCAUAGCAAAAUAGUCAUUAGCUUAAUCAGUGCUAUUUAUAAUAAGAUACUGACUGUCAAAUUGUCCUGCAUUUGCGCCUUCACAUCACCAUUAAAACAGAGAAGUGUGCUUACAGACUAUGUACAGAUGACAAAGGACAUAGUUUUAAAAUGUUUAAAUAAACUAAUAAAAAGAUAUCAAUAAAAAUAAAUUUAACCAACAUAAUAGAAGUGAUUGAAUUCAUCAGUGAUUAUUUCCUCACCAAUGUUAGUUUGAACAGAAAUUGAGUGAAGUGAUGACAGUAAGGCUUGUGUUUAAAAGCUGUGAGUGACGUUUACCCUAGGUGAUGAGACAGAGACAGAUGUGGAUGAUGCUGCGACAGAUGUGAAUUUCAUAUUAUAAACUUAUGAUUCUUUAAAAUUUGGCUGUAGAUAAGGUUAUAAUGUAGAAGUGUGUCGUGCGCCUUUCACUUGAAUUUGGAAUUAUAUCCUUAAAUACAAUUUUCUCCUUUUUUACUUUUGGGGUAACCAGACUUAAAAUGCUAGAACUUCACUUAUGGUUGAGAAAUGUGCAAUACCAUACCAAUUUCAGUUCAGGUAAGCCUUUUCACAAUUUAGUUUUCACAACUAUAUAUAUAUAAUAGAAAAUGAAAAAUUUGACCAUGUGAAGGGUUUUCCCAGGCUGCCACACAAUUAAUUAAAUUCAGUUUAAAGUGUUCCUCUCAGUGUUGCACAGAAAACCACAAAGGUAUGUAGGUCUCUAUGUGCCCGUCUCUCUGUGGACAUACAGUAUUCAUACUUGUUCAGACAUUUCCUGCACUUUUUUAAAUAAUAACUGUCUAUCCACUUUGGAAAUACUCACAAUGGACUGAUAUGACUUUCAGCUUUUCAUUUUAAUAUUUAUGGUCUCCUGUUUGGUUUGUCUUAUUUUCCUUUAUGUGAUUGCUUCUGUUGAGAAAUGCAGUUGUUAUGCAGUGGGGCAGGCCUGUUUAGCCAGUUGAAAUCAGGGAUCCUGUAGUUCCCAGUAAUCACAGGAAAAGCUGUGUUGAUAUUGGGUGGAGUCAGGAAUCAAUCCCCAUCCACCCUGUUUGGCCAAUUUCCUCAACCAAUCAGAUUUCCUGCUUUACCCAGGCCCCUCCUGUCAGUACAAUUUCUGCAAAUAAUGACUCUUGUAUAUAAGAAAGUGUUUUGUAUAAAUAACUACUAUUUUCGACAUCUCCAGAAAAAAAAAACAGGGCACAAUUGAAAAAAAAAAAAACUCUGUUUAAAGAUCUAACUUUAAGUCAUAGGGGAUUAAAAAUAAUAAAAUAUAUAAAAUGUAAUAAAAAAAAAUUUUAAAAAUAGCUUACACAUUAUUUUAUGUUCUUAA